ACAAUUUACACAGAUGUGAGUCAAGAUUUUGUCAAUGUUGUUUCAGCGUCAUGAGAAGUUGUGAAUUGUGACUUGUGAGGAAAAAAUCAAAAGAAACAGCAACGUAUACAGUUUUUCGUAAUGGCAGAAAAGAGGAAAACUAAAAAGCGCAAAGAGGAGUUCGGUGAACCGCCGGAAUCAGAGAAGGCAACCAGCGAUGAAUAUGCGGUUGCGAAGUGGCUGAAAGCAAAUGUACCGACGAAGAAAACUAAAUUUUUGAAUCAUCACGUCGAGUAUUUUACUGGUACUAAGGCAGUCGAUGCAUUGUUAACAUCAAAAUGGGCAACUGGAAAAAAUCCGCUUUUCACGAAUCGUCUCGAAGUAACGGACUUUUUACAUCAAAUGCUGCUACAUAAAUUGUUCCACAGGGCUAAAAAGGUGCCGGUAAGUGAGCAAGAAUUGAAGGGUAAAUCAAAGAAGAAGGACAUUGAGAAAUCGAGCAAAAGUGGAGAUGAGAAAGAUGAUAAAGCCAGCGCCACCGAGGGUAAAGAGAAAGAAAACAAAGAGAAGGAGAAGAAGAAACGCAAGAUCCGUCUAGAGAUGCAUUUGGAGCAAGUAUUCCUGGACAGUUUGGACGCGUACGUCUGGAUAUAUGACCCCAUGCCCUGGUACUACUGGGUUUGUGGGGCGCUUGUUGUCUUUGGAGUUAUCGGAGUCUGCAUGUUUCCGUUGUGGCCGGCUACUGUUCGAAAAGGCGUAUACUACCUAAGUAUCGCGGCGGCGGCUUUCCUCGUGAUGAUCAUAGUGUUGGCCGUACUGCGAGUGGUUGUGUUCUGUCUGGUGUGGAUCCUCACGCUGUCGAGACACCACCUGUGGCUGCUGCCCAACUUGACUGAGGACGUGGGAUUCUUUGCGUCCUUCUGGCCGUUGUAUAAGUACGAAUACCGCGGGCCGGGCUCCGACAGCGACAAGGCAAAGAACAAGAAGAAACGCAAGAAAGACAAGCAGUCAGACGACGAAUUGGAGGAGAAGACUCCGCUGAUACAAGCGGAGACUCCGCCUCCAGCUAGCGAGCCCGCAGCCCUAGUGGAAAGCUGUGAAAAAGAGGAGCCACAAGAGCAGGAAACAUUUCCUGAAUCAGCCUCAGCUGAGAAGCACUCAGAGUCGGAUACUGACAACAGCCAGCGCUCCUCCACGGACAGGGACUUCGAGAUCGUGGAAACGGCUGACCUGGAGCAAGACACAAACACUACUUAGACAUUCUAUUUAUUAACAAGUUAAUUGCUGAUAAAUUUAAAUCGAUUAAUGACGUGAAUCUUUUCGUUUGGAGCAAAUUCUUAGCGUUACAGAUGUGCAGUGAAGCAGAAGAAAAUUGACUGGAAGUUUCUGGUCUUUUUCCUUAUUCACCAUGUUAUUUUCUUCACGUUUUGAUCUGUCCACAAUGUAAAAUUUAAAAAUAACUAAUCGAAUGAGAUAAUCAAGUUAAUUUUCUUUUUUUUUUUG
Zerene cesonia (dogface butterfly) is the source of this 1482-nucleotide messenger RNA. RefSeq names its product translocation protein SEC62 (gene Trp1). The transcript has 8 exons. NCBI's taxonomy places the organism in Eukaryota, Metazoa, Arthropoda, Insecta, Lepidoptera, Pieridae. Gene Ontology annotation, cellular component: endoplasmic reticulum; endoplasmic reticulum membrane. The coding region runs from base 121 to 1236 and encodes 371 amino acids. The record is from RefSeq and is a predicted model, not a curated record. Gene Ontology annotation, biological process: post-translational protein targeting to membrane, translocation.